GGGAGCGCCGGAACGCGGGCCCCGGAGACGGUGGGAGGCGUCCGCGCGCCGAGGCUCCGGUGGGCCUCGUGGUGAGCUGGGGCCCAGUUCUCCCCGCGCGGAGAACGCGGGCCUCGGCCGGGUUCGGGGGCGGCCCGCGGAGCGCCUGGUCCAGUCAUGGCAGACUACUGGAAGUCACAACCAAAGAAAUUCUGUGAUUACUGCAAGUGUUGGAUCGCAGACAAUAGGCCUGUAUGAUGAUUCCUCUAUUAGAGAGUCUCCUAAUACUGUAUUCAUGCGAGAUGUUCCUUUUUUAUCUCAACUGAGAGCUUACAAAGUACUUUCAUAUGCGUUGCUGUUGAUUUUUCACAACAUCGAACAAUUUCUGUUGUGUUUUUUAUUCCUUGUAGGAAAGCUACAGCCUUCUUCUUUAUCAUCAGCCCAAAUUUGAUUAUGUACUAAGCCAAACUAUUUCUCUCUGGCCCUUCAGUCACAUUCAGGAAAUGGACAUUGAGUGGGUAAUCACAUUCAUGUUUAUGAAACACCUAGGUUAUGAAGGUGCUGUUUGUAAUAUUGUUGUAUACAAAGAAAAGUAAAAGCAGAAAGUCCUUAACGUGUGAAAAGAAACAACAUUAUUGUAGUUUUCCUUGUAUAUUUCUGUUCUAAAUGUAGUUAAAUAUAUUUGAUGUAGAGCUUUAUAUUUCUAAAUGCUUAAAUUUGAAAGACAUCAUUAUCUUUGUCAUGGAAUAUGAAAAUAGCAAACUUUAAGCACAUUGUUAGUUGGUAUCUUUUAGUCCAUAUUCACCUCUUAAGACAUAAAACGAAAGACACCAUUGAUUUUUUUUCACCCCAUCUCAUGCAUGUCUUUGUACUGUGUACGUAGUAGAUAACUGAUAGGAUAUUUUUUAGAUGUAUAUUCGUAUCCUUAUUACUUGGUAGAGGUGGAUGGGUAAAAGAAUAGUAGCACCAUCUGUAACCAUGUUAUGUUUCUUUGGUAGACUUUUUUUUUUUUUUACAUUUAUUUAUUAUUAUCUGCAAAGGGUUUGAUGAUACUUUUCAGUUUUGUCUUUUUUUGUUUAUUUCUUUUUGAAUAGUUGCUAAAGUUCUUGACUUUUUGCUUGAUUUUGCCCAUCCUUACCAAAAAAAAAGUCACAAGUUUUAAAAGCUACACAAAUCACCGAUAGCCUCUCUUCCUUGGAAGUAUGCAAGCAAUUCAGUGAAGUUUUUGAGUUAUCUAGAGAAAAUAAUUCUUUCUAGGAUAGUCUUUCUUCAUUUCCUUGAAUGGCUAAUACACAUUGAUUUAACCUUUAACUAGAAACAAUUUAUUUUUGAUUGGGCCUUUAAUAUUCUCUGUAUAGUAAAACCAACUUUAGGAAACCAAGAUAUGAAAAAUAGAGGAUGAAUAUUUGCUUUACGAAGUCACACUUUAAAGAGGAAUUCACAGCAGUACUUUAGAGUAACUCAGCAAGUGCAUUAGGUAAGAAUUUAUUGACAGAACUUUGCAAACUUAACCAGAAAUUUCUUAUUUCAUACAACACAUUUGUAACUUAGGGAGCAUUCUGGCUUUUAAAUAGGUAAUAAUAUUCACUCACCAGCUCAGUCCCCAUCCAUCCAGUUAUCAUCAUUCCUCAUAGGUUACCCCUCUUUUCAUUUUCUUGUCUGUGCUUCCAUAUCUGUAUCUAAAUGUUUCUGUAGAUUCCAAUGUGCAUAGGAGGUAGCAUGCUGUUUAUACUGUCUUGCACCACAGUUUUAUUUUUUUUAAUUGGACAGCAUUUCCUGAUGCUCUUUUAUCAUCAGUGUAUAAGGAGUUCCUUUGUUCUCUAUUACAGCAGCCUAAUUUUAGAUUGCCCUGCAUAGGAGUUUUACAUUUUGUACCAUUAACACUUUGUAUAAUAGUAUUUGUUUACAAUUUAGAAGGCAUUUUUUAAUGCUUACUUUUCUCUCAAUUUGGAGAAGCUAAGAAUCACUGUUUAUUUUUUUUAAGCAUAAUGUGGCAAAUAGAGCAGUACAAAUUCUAGACUCAUUGGUUGUGACAUUUUAUGUUGACGGGUGUUUUUUUUAUUUGAUUUCUUUUUGGCUUUGCUGGGUCUUUGUUGCUGCACUCCGACUUUCUCCCUUUGCCAUGCGUGGACUCCUCAUUGUGGUGUCUUCUCUUGUUACAGAGCACAGGGUCAGUGGUUGUGGUGCGCUGACUUAGUUGCUCCUCAGUGUGUGGGAUCUUCCCAAACCCGCAUCUCCUGCAUUGGCAGGCAGACUUUUCACCACUGAGACACCAAGGAAGCCCCAGGAGGUGUUUCUUGAAGUGUGAGGUUUUUUUUUUCCCCCAACUCCUCUUUUGGCUUCAUGUCUUGCUUGAGUCCUUAUUACAGUCAUAUUCACUAGAUUAGUCAUCAAGGGUACCUUGUAUAUUUCUUUAUUAAUAUGGUCAUCAUAGUUUAUUUUAAGCACCAAAGGACAGCUUGUCAGAGGGCGUAAUAAUAAAUAAUGUGGUUUGGUUCCUUAGCAUCAUUUGAUUAAAAGGGCCAGUUUGCAUGAACAUUAAUUUUAUCUUUUCUGCCAAUUGUACUUCAAUUUUGUUAUGUUCCAUUUCCCUAUUUACUGUUACUUUGCUGUGAACAUUAUGAUGUGUAGUUUUCCUUUGUCUUUUGUCUUUUUCUUAACCUUCAAGAGCAUUGAAUUUCAUGAAAGAGGAAAGAAUCAUAAAGAAAAUGUGGCGAAGAGGAUCAGUGAGAUUAAACAGAAAAGCCUGGAUAAGGCGAAGGAGGAAGAAAGGGCAUCAAAGGAGUUUGCAGCAAUGGAGGCAGCUGCCCUGAAAGCAUACCAGGAGGAUUUGAAGAGGCUCGGCCUAGAGUCAGAGAUCUCCGAGCCAAGUGUGUCACCAGUAACCAGCACUGUCCCACCCGCCUCUGCAUCAAAUCAGCAGAAAGAAAAGAAGAAAAAGAAAAAAGACCCUUCAAAGGGCAGAUGGGUAGAAGGCAUAACCUCUGAGGGUCACCAUUACUAUUAUGAUCUUAUCACAGGAGCAUCUCAGUGGGAGAAACCUGAAGGAUUUCAAGGGAACUUAAAAAAGGCAACAGGGAAGACUGUGUGGAUAGAAGGGUUAAGUGAAGAUGGCUAUACCUAUUAUUAUAAUACUGAAACAGGGGAAUCCAGAUGGGAAAAACCUGAUGAUUUCAUUCCACACUCCGGUGAUCUGCCUUCUAGUAAAGUCAAUGAAAAGUCACUGGGCACCCUAGAAGAGUCCAAAUCAUCAGAUUCACAUAGUGAGUCUGAUGGCGAACAGGAAGCAGGAAAGGAGAAAAAAAAAGAAGAGAUCCCAACAGAAACACAAAAGCUAAUAAUAAAGUUUAAGGAAAAAAAUAAAAAUACUAAUAAAAGAACUGAACCAGAAACACAGAAAGAAAAAAAUACCCAAGGGAAGAAUUCAUCAGGUCCAAGUGAAGAAAAACCCAAAGAAAAAAAUACCCAAGGGAAGAAUUCAUCAGGUCCAAAUGAAGAAAAACCCAAAGCUCAUAAAAAACCAAACCCAUAUGGAGAAUGGCAGGAAAUUAAACCAGAAGUUGAGUCCCAUGAGGAGGUAGAUUUGGAACUUCCAAACACUGAAAAUGAAUAUGUAUCAACUUCAGAGGCUGAUGCUGCUGGGGAACCUCAACUGGUUUUUAAAGAAAAAACAGUCACUUCUCUUGGAGUCGUGGCAGACGGAGUGGCCCCAGUCUUCAAAAAGAGAAGAAUUGAAAAUGGAAAGUCUAGAAAUUUAAGGCAACGAGGUGAUGAUCAGUAAUUAUAAGAAAGCUUUUAAUGUGUGCUUUUUGGACAUAAUGGAGACUGUACAUCUUUAAAAGCUCCUCUGUGUUUGUUUUACAUUAUUUAAGUGAUAAAAAUUUAGACUUACUCUGAAUGUAUUUUAUGUGAAUUUAAAAUAAAUCUUUUUUCAUGUGAAAUUGAUUUUUGUUCCUAAAAUGGAAGCCAACCACAUUGCAUUGUAAUACAGUGUAUUAUCUUCAGUGUCUAAAAACUGGUAACUAUGUCAUAAUAUAAGAUGCUAUGUAUCUGUUAUUUAAAACGUUUGUCCCAUUCUUCCUCUUAUGAACAUAUUUGUACUGCACUGAAAAUGAAUUACCUUUGCACACCGAUAUUAUCCAAAAAAUAAGAGUUAUACCACAUAAGAGAAGAUUCAUAGCCCAUGAUGAUUCAAUUCUGAGGAUCCUGUCAGAAAGGCUGAUGUAGAAAGUAUAUGCAUAUCUUCCUUAUGUUUUCAACUUAAGGUCAAGGACCAAGAACCAGGACUGUAGCUCAGGUAGUGGUUAAUAGGGAAUGAAAAUCGGACCAAAGGAAGAUAGGUGUAUCUGCCUGGUUCAGCGCAAAGUGACAACCUUUGCUCGGCAUUUUCACCUUGAGCCAGGCACUGUGCUAGGAACUGGGGGUGUAAUGGUAAACAAGAUACGUCUCUGUUCUUCACAACUUCUCACUCAAACGGAAUCGUUUUCCCUAGUCAUGCAUUCUCUGCACCAGCCUUAUAUGUCCUGGAAAAUAUUUUUUAGGGUUUAUUUAAAACUCUGUAGAUGAAGUCUUGAACAAAAACAGUAAGGUCUCUGACUUCAGUGAAAAGUUUUGGUGUUUCUUUAGGCAGAUUGGAAAUUUCCCAUUUCCUGGUUAAAUUUCUUAAAAAGUGGAACUUUCUUAUUUAAUCCAUUUGAAGUAGGUACCUUCCCUUUAUUAUUCCAAAUUCUUAAGAUUAUAUUUUUUUAUAAGUUGUACAGUAGUUAACAUUUGGCAGUAAAUAUUUGUCUUUUUAAGGUUACUAGUGUACAUGUAAGAAAAUUAUAGCUUAUUAAAAACUUAUGAAAGUCAAAUAGUUUUUAUUUUUUCUUCUAAUACUGAUCAGUGUCAACUUAGUGUUGCUGAGAGAGUAUUUGGAGACUUGUAUUUGUUUAGUGUACUUAUUUGAGUAUUUCACGAAUGUAUUGCAUUAUGGAGAAGUACAUUCUGGAAGCCCAUUUGUCAUCUAGCUAAUAAGCAGUGUGUUUUGGUGCUAGGCUUUCCUCAAUUGGAAAAGAUAAUAAGACCAUAAAUGGAAUACUGCUAUGUUUUACCCAUAUAUUUAGCUUAUAUAAGAUAUGCAAAUUUAAAGACAUUUUCACAACC
Molecule: messenger RNA, 5124 nt
Organism: Odocoileus virginianus texanus
Lineage: Eukaryota; Metazoa; Chordata; Mammalia; Artiodactyla; Cervidae
Source: RefSeq, a predicted model, not a curated record